This is a messenger RNA of Acaulospora morrowiae, 1576 nucleotides long. NCBI's taxonomy places the organism in Eukaryota, Fungi, Glomeromycota, Glomeromycetes, Diversisporales, Acaulosporaceae. The record is from the annotation of a GenBank genome assembly.
GCCAUACGAAAUAAAAAUGGCACUCUCGCUUUCGCCGGAAUGUUUGCAGUACAUUCUUGCACACCUCGAAGGCGACAGUAAGACACUUCACUCUUGUCUUCUGGUGAGCCGUUUUUGGUGCCAUAAUGCGGUCAAUAUUCUGUGGAGUCGUCCUUGGAGUUAUUCAAUCUCCCAGAAUUCGGCGACCAAGCUGAUUCAGACCUAUGUUACUUGUCUUCCUGAUGAGACCAAGAUCAUUUUGUUCAAAAAUGGUAUAAACUAUCAAAUAGUAUCGACGCCUCAUACUUUUGACUAUGCAUCUUUUUUACGUGCUCUUGACUAUGAUUAUAUGUGCUGGUCGAUUUCACAAUGGUUAAAUUCCUGCUGGUUUUACCGGGUCCUGAAUUAUGGAGAAGAAAUAAAAUCUGAUGCAGAAGACAGAACCGAUAGGUAUGGUUUGAUCUCCUCAGAUGUCGAGGAUAAUGGUGAAUUUUGUGACGAAUCCGAAGAGGAAAACGAGAGAAAAACGGGUCUUGUGGCCAGGGAGUUGUGCAAGUUAUUUAUGAAGCGAUGCAGGACCUUUCAUGUCCUUCUGUUGGAGUCCAAAGCCAUUCAAAGUGAUUUUCCAUUCUUACCUCCGUGUACUAAUUCCCGCAACUAUUUAACUAAUCUCCGUCAACUUAUCUGCUUGGGAGACUUAAAGUCAGAGCUUCUUAUUGCAAUAUCGCGUAUUUGCAAAGAUCUACGUAGAAUUUGUAUCGGAUUCCCACCUAAUGUUCAAUGGAAAUUUCAUUAUGAGACAGACGCUCGAAGUUUGGCAACACUCAUUGAGAAACAGAAUAGAUUACAAAGUUUUUGUCUUUAUGGGUACAAACGUUUCGUAUCAAUUAUCAUAGACGCACUGAAACAUCAAUCCAAUUCAUUGACAUCCUUGGAGUUAAUUGAUACUGACUUUCAAGAUGAAGAGGAUUAUCGUAGUUUAUCUGCACUAUCAGCGUGCCAAAAUUUGGAGUCCAUUAAAAUCCUUAAUUGUUUCAUCUCCCCAAGUGAUCAACUAUUCUCAUUGGCCUCGUUUUCACGACUGGAAGAAUUUGAAUUUCGUAACGAAUGGAAUCCACUUUAUCCGCUUCCACAAAAUGAAUUUUGGGAAGCAUUGUUUCAGAAUACGAGGCAUAGUUUACGAAAAAUGUCAUUUUGGUGGUUAAGAUCAGAUCCUAAAGAUGGAUACCAGAUCAUUGAAUCAAUUGCCAAACAUUGUUCACAUAUUCAUUUUCUCCAUUUGCCUGUCUUAUGGAUGCAUGAGGUAUUUUUACUCUUUAAUUACUGUACCCAGCUCAAGAUAUUUUCAUUUAGCGGAGAUGAUUUCGACGCAAACGAAACAUUAAUUCAGAUGAGCAUGAUUGUUCCGGCUACAUUGAAAUCUUUGACGAUAAAGGAUGGGAAUUAUGGAGGUUGGACUUUCACCGAGAAAUCAUUACAAUAUUUUUUAGAUAACAGUUGUGCAUCUUUAGAAGUCGUUGAUUUGACGGAGUGUGCAUGUAUGACAAACCAACAUUAUGAAGCAAUUAGUCGGCGAGGUAUAACGACGUGUUUAUGA